Didymodactylos carnosus is the source of this 1185-nucleotide messenger RNA. The record is from the annotation of a GenBank genome assembly. NCBI's taxonomy places the organism in Eukaryota, Metazoa, Rotifera, Eurotatoria, Philodinida, Philodinidae.
AUGGUUCGAUCCGAAUUCGCCGGUGAUCAAGUCAUUCAACGAAUAUCACAAGCGGCAGUACAUGCAUGGAGAACAGAUUCACUCUUCAAGUUGCAUUUUCACGAAACAGGUCGUCUAUCGCUUGCCAACUCUCCGAUCAACGUACCAGAAAUUCUUCAACUCUAUCAAGAACUCUCCACCAGUCCACAUCGAGAUCAAGUCCGCUGGUUAGAUAAUGCAGAGGAGAUCAAGACUUUUGCCCCUUAUCUUACUGGUGCCAUGACCGGAUGGAAGGGUGUUUUCAAUCCCGAAGGCGGAUGGGUUCAUGCUCGGAAUGCGAUGAAAACGUUAGGUGAUGAGUGUGUCAAAAUGGGAGUCACGUUCGUAAGGGGAACAGCAAUCAAACUCAUCUACCAUGCCAGCGAUCUCAAAGUCAUUGGUAUCGAGUGUGCCGAUGGUACGAAAUGGUUUGCCGACAAGAUUGUUCUUGCCUGCGGGGCUUGGAUCGACACGCUCAUCGAUAUGCAAGGGCAACUCGUGGCCAAAACGUGGACACUUGCUCACGUUCAAAUUAGGGAUGAAGACGAACGUCGCAAGCUCAAGGGAACACCAGUCGUGUUCGAUGUCGAAAAAGGCUUCUUUUUCGAGCCGGAUCACGACACUGGCAUGGUCAAAGUGUGCAACGAGUAUCCUGGAUUUACGAACUACCAACAUAUUCUAGUCAACGGCAAAGAAAAAUGGGUUAGCGUGCCCGUUCACUCCGAUUCCAUCCCCGCUCGGUCCUCUCGAGAAAUCCACGAUCUCUUGCGUUCGAUGAAACCAGAAUGGGCCAAUCUGCCUCUACACAAUGCCCGAAUGUGCUGGUGCACGGACACAGCAGACAGCCAUUAUUUAAUCACUCCACAUCCGGACUAUGCUAGCACGCUCAUCUUGGCAAGUGGUGCAUCAGGACAUGGAUUUAAAAUGCUGCCUAUAAUUGGAAAAUAUGUGGCAGAUUUGGUAGAAGGGAAGAAGCUGGAGCCCCUCUUUCAAGAGACCUGGCGCUGGAGACCUGAAAUGAAUGUUGGCAAGAGAUUAUCUGAUGACUCACGACCAGGCAUAGGCGGAGAUUUGAAUGAUGCAGAACAAGUCGGUUGGAAGGAUGAGACUCAGUCGGCUACAACUUAUCAUUCGGCUACAACUUAUCAUUCGGCUACUGAACACUGA